UCUCUUUUUUGUGGAUGCAUAAAGCAGGAACAGAAAUCUGGCUGUUAGUGCUUCAACUCUGCAGCUGAAGCUUCAGAGACUCCCGUCCUUUGGGACCCAUCGGUGGCACCGGUCUGACUGUGAGUCGCUUUAACACCAUCGAUACCGUCACAUCCCCUCGGACUCUGGAUCAGCUUCUUAUUGGUGACCGCGCGCCGCUAGGGGACUCAUUUUACGCGCGGACCCCAAGAGGCGCACAACGCGACCGUGGAGAUACUUGAUCCUCCUGUUGCGCCAUGGAGAACUCCAGCGCGCAGGCAGCUGCCAUCACGGACUUUAUUUCGUACACUUUGAAGCAAACCGUGGAUUCGCAGCGCGUUUCGGAGGGAUUUUUAGCGCCCGGUGGUGCCAUGUUCCUGGAAGGCGGCGCACUCAGGACUGACCCUGGGCUUGGAUUUAUGACCGCUCCCCAGACGGAACCUCCUCACCUGGUGCCUGCCUUCUGGGACUCCCCACUCAGCCACGGCAUCAAUGUGUUCGUCGGACUGGUUCUCUGCUUCACCAUGCUGGGCCUGGGCUGCACCGUGGAGGUGAGCCAGCUCGGGGAACAUAUCCGUAGACCCAUCGGGGUGUUGCUGGCUCUGGUGUGUCAGUUUGUCAUCAUGCCCCUGGUGGCUUUUCUUCUGGCUUUAGCCUUUUCUCUGGAUGAUGUAGCAGCGAUGGCGGUCCUCUUGUGUGGCUGCUGUCCUGGUGGGAACUUGUCAAACAUCAUGUCUCUGCUGGUCCACGGAGAGAUGAACCUCAGCAUCAUCAUGACCAUAUCCUCCACCCUGCUAGCGCUGGUUCUGAUGCCCCUCUGCCUCUGGAUCUACAGCCGGGCCUGGAUCAACACGCCCGUGGUCAACCUGCUGCCCUUCGGGGCCAUCAUCCUGACCCUGUGCAGCACUCUCAUCCCCAUUGGUUUCGGUGUUAUGCUGAGAUACCGCCACACACGUGUGGCCGACAUUGUUUUAAAGGCUUCCCUUUGGUCUCUGCUGGUCACCCUGGUGAUGCUGUUCGUCCUGACAGGGGUGAUGCUGGGGCCCGAGCUGCUCUCCACCAUCCCUCCCUCCGUGUACGUGGUGGCCGUCCUGAUGCCUCUGUGUGGGUACGCCGCGGGCUACGGCCUGGCCGUGCUGUUUGACCUGCCCCCCAACAGUCGCAGGUCUGUCUCCCUGGAGACGGGGUGUCAGAACGUGCAGCUGUGCACCGCCAUCCUGAAGCUGGCCUUCCCUCCUCAGCUGAUGGGCGGGAUGUACAUGUUCCCCCUGCUUUACGCGCUCUUCCAGGCAGCCGAGGCCGGCAUCUUCAUCCUGGCCUACAAGCUGUACAGGAAGGAGGUUCUGCGUAAAUCAGACCCCACGAUGGACGGCGGCGAAUCAGACAUAACGUAUCAGAGGUUCCGCGACGAGGACUUUGAGCCGUCUUACGGUGCUGUGACAGUGAGUGACCCAAACACAAUCGUGCUGGAGCCCUGCCCUCCUGACCCCACUCCUGUUUAAUACUUUAGGAAUCGACAUUUCUUUGCUGCUGCUCUUAGGAGAUGAGACCAGAACAUUUUGAUUGCAGUCGUUCAUUAAAAACAAACAAACAGGGAGAUGUAUGUGAAAGAUUGAUGUGGGGUGCUUUAUGUCAUGAGCUUAAUUCAUUCAAGUUAAUCACUGUUGCCUUUUAAAAUGAAACAACACUGCUGUUCCCUGUGGAGUAAAAAAAAAAAAAAAA
Messenger RNA from Poecilia reticulata (guppy), 1740 nucleotides. RefSeq names its product solute carrier family 10 member 4 (gene slc10a4). Lineage: Eukaryota; Metazoa; Chordata; Actinopteri; Cyprinodontiformes; Poeciliidae. Gene Ontology annotation, cellular component: membrane. The record is from RefSeq and is a predicted model, not a curated record. Gene Ontology annotation, biological process: bile acid and bile salt transport. Gene Ontology annotation, molecular function: bile acid:sodium symporter activity.